UGAAUCUGAGUUCUUCCCUUCACUGUCUCUUUUGAUUCGCAGAGAAAGAAGAGGGAAGCAACUACACACUGCACAGUUUUCUUCCCUUCUCCCUCCCAUUUUGCCAGCAAAAUCAAAAUUGGAAAUUAGGGUUCCUUCCUUGCUUUCCAUGGCCUCGCACGACCAUCUCGAUGAUGAUGAUGAUUUUGGCGGUGACUUUCCCGGGAGCCACAAUUCCAGGCGUUCAGGUAAUAAGAGAAGCUUUGGAGAUCUUGAGGACGACGAAGUUGAUAUUUUUAGCUCAAAGAAGGGUAAUUCAAAGGUAGAGGAAACUACAAUGAUUUUAUCUCUUCGUGAGAGCGUCGAAAACUGUAAAAAUGCACUCACGUCAUGCCAAACGGAGCUCGAAGCUGCAAAAUCUGAAAUUCAGAAGUGGCGUUCAGCAUUUGAGAAUGAGUCCUUCAUACCAGCUGGGGCAUCUCUUGAACCUAAACUAGUGAUCAAUUAUCUUCAGACCCUGAGAUCCUCUGAGGAGUCUUUGAGAGAACAGUUGGAAAAAGCAAAGAAAAAAGAAGCUGCCUUCAUCGUAACAUUUGCAAAACGAGAGCAAGAGAUAGCGGAGUUAAAGUCUGCAGUUCGGGAUUUGAAAGCCCAGCUCAAGCCACCAUCAAUGCAGGCAAGGAGAUUAUUGCUGGAUCCAGCAAUUCAUGAGGAAUUUACCCGUUUAAAGAAUUUGGUCGAGGAGAAGGACAAAAAGGUAAAAGAACUGCAGGAUAAUAUUGCUGCUGUCAAUUUUACCCCACAGAGCAAGAUGGGAAAGAUGCUUAUGGCGAAAUGUAGAACCCUACAAGAGGAAAAUGAGGAGAUUGGGAAUCAAGCUGCUGAAGGAAAGAUGCAUGAACUAGCAAUGAAACUUGCUUUGCAGAAAUCUCAGAAUGCAGAACUCAGGAGUCAAUUUGAAGGACUUCACAAACACAUGGAGGGCCUGACUAAUGACGUGGAGAAAUCGAAUGAAAUGGUACGUAUGUUGCAAGAGAAGCUAGAAGAGAAGGAUCUGGAACUUAACAGGCUGAAGCUUGAACUCCAACAGAAAAGCCAGCAGGAGGAAAAAAUUGAUUCGGCUCCUGAUAAUAUAGACGGUGAUGAAUUAUUGAAACCUAAACAGGAAAUUGAGAUAGAGUAGAUAAUAACUUUUGACAGAACGUCAUCAUUUUUCCCCGUCAUGUUGUUUGUCUUUGUACAUUAAACAUGUCUUUUACUAGUUGAUCAUUCUUUUUUGAACAUUUUGGAUCCUGUGGAAUUAUUUUUAAUGGAGCAGCGCAAAUUGGGUA
Molecule: messenger RNA, 1310 nt
Organism: Manihot esculenta (cassava)
Lineage: Eukaryota; Viridiplantae; Streptophyta; Magnoliopsida; Malpighiales; Euphorbiaceae
Product: FKBP12-interacting protein of 37 kDa
Exons: 14
Coding region: 149-1162 (337 amino acids)
Biological process (GO): regulation of alternative mRNA splicing, via spliceosome
Cellular component (GO): nucleus
Source: RefSeq, a predicted model, not a curated record